This is a messenger RNA of Castor canadensis (American beaver), 1338 nucleotides long. It is a transcript of the gene Kcna10, whose product is annotated as potassium voltage-gated channel subfamily A member 10. The record is from RefSeq and is a predicted model, not a curated record. Gene Ontology annotation, molecular function: delayed rectifier potassium channel activity; protein binding. Gene Ontology annotation, biological process: action potential; protein homooligomerization; potassium ion transmembrane transport. NCBI's taxonomy places the organism in Eukaryota, Metazoa, Chordata, Mammalia, Rodentia, Castoridae. Gene Ontology annotation, cellular component: membrane; voltage-gated potassium channel complex.
AUGGAUGUGUGUGGCUGGAAAGAAAUGGAGGUUGCUCUGGUCAACUUUGAUAACUCAGAUGAAAUCCAGGAAGAGCCAGGUUAUACUGCAGACUUCGACCCAACCAGCCCAAAAGGCCGGCCUGGAAGCAGCCCCUUUUCCCACUGGAGGGUCCCCAUCAAUGACAGCACCAACCAUGAGACUGCCUUCUCCAAGCUGGCAGGGGACUGUCUUGAUUCCCCAGGACCUGAGCCAGUGGUCCUGAAGGAAGGCCACCAGAGAGUGACCAUCAACAUUGCUGGACUGAGGUUUGAAACCCAGCUCAGAACCCUCAAGCAGUUCCCAGAGACCCUGCUGGGAGACCGGGAGAAAAGGAUGCAGUUCUUUGACUCCAUGAGAAACGAGUAUUUCUUUGACCGGAACCGGCCCAGUUUUGAUGGAAUCCUGUAUUAUUACCAAUCUGGUGGGAAAAUCCGGCGGCCUGCCAAUGUCCCUAUCGAUGUCUUUGCUGAUGAGAUAGCCUUCUAUGAGCUGGGUAGCGAGGCCAUGGACCAGUUCCGGGAGGAUGAAGGUUUCAUCAAAGACCCUGAAACGCUGCUCCCCACCAAUGACUUCCACAGGCAAUUCUGGCUCCUCUUCGAAUACCCUGAGAGCUCCAACGCUGCCCGUGGUGUGGCCAUGGUGUCCGUGUUGGUCGUGAUUAUUUCCAUCACCAUCUUUUGUCUGGAGACACUACCAGAAUUCCGGGAGGACAUGGAGCUGAAGGUUAUCAGAGACCCCAGCCUCAACACAAGCAAAACAGCCCUCUCCCAGACCAUGUUCACGGACCCUUUCUUCGUGGUGGAGUCCACCUGCAUUGUAUGGUUCACCUUCGAGCUAGCGCUCAAACUCCGCCACUCCAAGGGCUGCAGAUUCUGGCAGACGCUGAAGGCUUCCAUGCGGGAAUUGGGGCUGCUCAUCUUCUUCCUCUUCAUUGGCGUCAUCCUCUUCUCCAGCGCCGUCUACUUUGCAGAGGUGGACGAGCCGGAAUCCCAUUUCUCUAGCAUUCCUGAUGGCUUCUGGUGGGCAGUGGUCACCAUGACAACUGUUGGCUAUGGUGACAUGUGCCCAACCACCCCAGGAGGGAAAAUUGUGGGCACUCUGUGUGCCAUUGCAGGUGUCCUCACCAUUGCCCUCCCUGUGCCCGUCAUUGUCUCCAACUUCAACUACUUCUAUCACCGGGAGACUGAGAAUGAGGAAAAGCAAAACAUCCCAGGAGAAAUUGAUAAAAUCCUCAACAGUGUGGGCUCAAGAAUGGGCAGCAUCAAUUCUCUUAAUAAGAGCAAUGGCGGCUGUUCCACGGAGAAGUCCAGGAAGUGA